AUGCAGCUCUUCUAUGCCACUUUUGACGUGAAGCUGGGCCAUUCGAUACUCAAAGGAUUUGGCGAAGGGCUAGGCGGCGUCGAGUACAAGGCUAUUCCGUCAUCGUUUCAGCAGGACGAUGUGGUCUACCUCUCUCACAAUGGACAACCAGGAGUGGCAGUUGUGGUGGACAGAAACAUUGGCAACAACGAGGGCGAGCGAAGAAAUACCGUCUUUGCGCUGGGAGUGCUUGUCGACGAGCCCUGGAAUUACCUCAAUAUCUUGGAUACAACUAUGAAGGCUCUAGAAAAGGGAGACGAAGUGAAAGUGCUCAAUGGACUCUGGUCGCUGCUAACAAAAGGGCCCAAGCCAAUGGCGCCAGAACGACACCCCAUCUAUGCUCUGGUACCGUUGCUGACAAUGAUAGGGCCCGAGUUUUUUGAGAUUCACCGACAAACGCUACUCAGAAACCGUCUACUCAUAGUGCUGGACCACGACACUGGAAUAACCCUGGAACAGGCAACAUCGCUGGUAUAUAUACUGGGACUCUUGGGGGCAUCCAGCGACACAUUACCGGAGCUCAACUUACAAUACAACGUCACAGUUCAAGAUUCCGAACGUCUGGCGAAGAUGAACAACUACCUGGCCAUCACCAGUGACACUAUCAUGUUACACAGAAAGAGUGACCACGACGUGGCUGUCCAACUAUCGAAUGACGGAGUGCAGAUUACGAACUACGGUUUCCCCUCUCAACGCGACUCGAGAAGGUAUCAUGUUUUAACUCAUUUCAUUAAAGCGGUACGUGAAGAGGGAAGAGGCCCUGCGUUCCAGCAACUGUUAUCCCAAGCACAUCACAGUCAACCGUGUCCAACGUCGGCCAAGAAACCUCUAUGGAGGCAGUUUUACGAGGUGCUUGCAAACAACAUGCUGUGGCUGGCCUCGGCAGGCGAAAUCUCCACCAUCGAGGACGAACAGUAUCUGGAGGGUUUGGAGUUUGACGAUGAGGACGAUGACUCGCUAACUCUCGAGGUGCUUUUGGUUGGCUAUUUCCAGCAAAUAACCAACCGGCUGAAUGCGACGGUCCAGAGUCUGGUGACACGGGAUCUAUAUCGCGAAAACCACCAUACUUUAACUCUGGCGCACGCAGACGUGCUUCAGACAGGUCUGGAGAUGUACAACUCGCACGACGAGAAGUUUCUGCAUGACUAUGUGGAGCGUUGGUGGAACACUGACAUCAACGUCAGUUAUCUGGGGCUCUUCAAAUGUUGUUAG
Molecule: messenger RNA, 1251 nt
Organism: Yarrowia lipolytica CLIB122
Lineage: Eukaryota; Fungi; Ascomycota; Dipodascomycetes; Dipodascales
Cellular component (GO): lipid droplet
Source: RefSeq, a predicted model, not a curated record